AUGCUGCGCCGAGGAGCGGGCGCCUGGGCUCCCUGCUCCCGGCGACCGCGGCGCGCUGCCUCCGCCGCCCGCUGCCCGCGGCGAGGACCGACGAGAAUUGGGGACUCGUUUGUUUGGGUGCGGGGAUCACAUAAACAGCUUCCUCCGAAGCCUGGUAAAUGGCUUGAUGAUUGGUCGCUAUUACUCGCCCUGAGGUGGAAGGGGGGAGACUCUUUAAAGUGCGUCAGAGGGAGGCGAGCGCCUGGGAACCCGGAGGCCUGGAUCCCGGCCGAGAGUGGAACGGAGUCGGCGCCGCUGGCCCGGCUGAGCCUCCUGCCGCCCGCCCGCCCGCCGGCCCCGACCUCUCCGCGCCUUCGCCCCGCGCUCCGAGUUCUCUCGCUCCGGCGGCGCCCGCUGCGGCUUCUCUCCUCCUCUUUCGCCUCCUCCUCUUCCUCCGGUUUCUUCUCCUCCUCCUCUUCCUCUUUCUUCUCCUCCUUCUUUUCUUCCUCCUCCUCUUUCCCCUCCUCCUCCCCCUCAGCCACCGCCUCCUCCUCUACCAGCACCACUCCCUCCGGGGCACCGGGGUCCCUGCAGAUUCCCCGGCCCGUGCUGCCUCACCGCGGCCCCCUGGACCCCGAGCCUGCUGCGCUGGAGCCGGUCGGACAGACGGACGGACAGACACGCAGAUUCCUCUCGCCCUGCGCUCUGCCCCUGCUGCCCGCCGCGGCCCGCGUCGGUGGAGCCGAGAUCGCCCGGAGUUCUGCGAGGAUCAGAAGCCAUUGCCUGUGGCCCUGUACUCAUCGAGUCCUGGAAAGGAAGCUAGGAAAGACCUCCGCGGUCCACCAUCAUAAGCAACUGAGAGGUCGCCAAGAUGGGAAAAGGACAUCCAGCUUCGGACGCUUCGGCCACUUCAGUGUUGUAUUCGAAUUCAAAUUGCUGAAAAAAGCCAAGGGUGAGAGUCAGAACCACAAAAGGACCCUCAGUGAGGUCCCAGCACUCUGAAUCAGGUCCAGAUCCUGCUGCCUUUCCACCGCCAAAUUUACAGGCUUCCAAAGUUACUGUGGCCCUCACUUUAUCAUGGAGUUCAUGUGCUUCUCGAGUCAGGGUCAAGUCCUUGUCUUCUCAUGGCACAAAGGCCCUAGAGAUCUUAUGAACCAGUCCUCACCAAGAUCUUGCUUGGCAUCAUCAAUAAAACAUCCACCUUUCGAACUCGGGCCAUUAAAACUACUUUGACAAUUUACUUUGAGGGAACAAUACUAACAUUUUCCUACAGGGCUCAAAAGGUAACUAAAAAUUAGAGAGAGCAGAAAAGAGGUACUUCGUUUACCUUUCAUUUUAAAAUAUAUAGCCAUCUCUUUUAUACCCUCAGUCACAGACUUUUCAUGUUUUUGCCUGGCAAUUUCUUUGGAAAGUUGGCUGGAUGGGAAAAUUUGAUGAUAAUUCUGUCUAACCGGGGUCACCACUCAAGCAGUUCCUACAUAUGGACAAUUCCUGAAGAUUCCUUCUUCCUCUCCUCCAUGGUGUGCUGCAGAAGGAGGCCCUCACCGGAAGCCAGGACAAUGCCAGCACCAUGGUCUCGGGCUUCCAGCUGCCAGAACAAUAAAGCAAAAUAAACCACUUUCAUUUACAAA
Molecule: messenger RNA, 1610 nt
Organism: Chinchilla lanigera (long-tailed chinchilla)
Lineage: Eukaryota; Metazoa; Chordata; Mammalia; Rodentia; Chinchillidae
Exons: 6
Coding region: 1-981 (326 amino acids)
Source: RefSeq, a predicted model, not a curated record